ACCCUAAAAAGAGAACUCAAAUCUCAGACAAAACAGAGCGCUGCUUCCUUGUCCUAAACCACCUCUCUCUCCAAAAAAAAAUGAGGCCUUUAGACGAGAACGAGACGACCGUCGUCUUCGAGAAGAUCUUCAAAUUCGUGGGCAACAACCUCAAGAACAUCGUCGAGAACCCCUCCCACGAAGGACCCGAAUCAGAUCCCGGCCGCUACUGCUUCCGCCUCCAGAAGAACAGAGUCUACUACGCGAGCGAGUCCCUCGUGAAGCGAGCCACGAACAUCUCCCGCAAAAGCCUGGUCUCCCUCGGGACCUGCAUCGGGAAGUACACCCACGCGGGGAGCUUCCACCUGACGAUCAUGUCGCUCAACCUCUUGGCGGCGAACGCGAAGCACAAGGUGUGGCUGAAACCCACCUCGGAGAUGUCGUUUCUCUACGGGAACCACGUGUUGAAAGGAGGGUUGGGGAGGAUUACUGAUAGCAUCGUCCCCGGAGAUGGAGUUGUCGUGUUCUCCAUGUCUGAUGUUCCGUUGGGGUUUGGUAUUGCGGCGAAGAGUACGCAGGACUGUCGGAAGUUGGAUCCGAAUGGUAUCGUUGUGCUUCAUCAGGCUGAUAUUGGAGAGUAUUUGAGGGAUGAAGACGAGCUUUGAAAAGAGUUCAAAGGUUUUGUCUUUUUGAGGAUCUUAGCUUUGGUUCUGCUUUGUUGUUUUAAUUUUCUUUUUUGCGGUUUUGAGAUGUGUAACUGUUACAAAAGUUGUGGUGGAUUUAUGAAAGUCUCGUUUUUUAUGAAU
This is a messenger RNA of Brassica oleracea var. oleracea, 785 nucleotides long. RefSeq names its product 60S ribosome subunit biogenesis protein NIP7 homolog. The record is from RefSeq and is a predicted model, not a curated record. Bases 81 to 644 code for a protein of 187 amino acids. The transcript has a single exon. NCBI's taxonomy places the organism in Eukaryota, Viridiplantae, Streptophyta, Magnoliopsida, Brassicales, Brassicaceae. Gene Ontology annotation, cellular component: preribosome, large subunit precursor; nucleus; nucleolus. Gene Ontology annotation, biological process: ribosome assembly; ribosomal large subunit biogenesis. Gene Ontology annotation, molecular function: RNA binding.